Molecule: messenger RNA, 823 nt
Organism: Paraglomus occultum
Lineage: Eukaryota; Fungi; Glomeromycota; Glomeromycetes; Paraglomerales; Paraglomeraceae
Source: the annotation of a GenBank genome assembly
ACCGAACAACAAUCAUACAUGGCUGACACGGCAAUUUCCCCAAACUCCAUGGGAAGAGCUAUCAGUAUGCCUCGAGCUCGCACCUGAAACAGGGAAUUAUUCACCCGGCGGCCAUUAUAAAGGCAGCGACGACGAUGUGAUCAAAGCCAUCAAGUAUGCGAAAGAAAACAACAUCGCUGUGGCCGUGUGCACAGGAGGCCAUCAAUACAGCGGCGCGUCAUCCACUAAUGGCGAUAACAUUCAACUCGAUGUAUCCGAGACGUAUCAGGAUUUUGAAUGGGAGGAUGAUGAUUGCACGAUAGUGACAUUCGGUAUUAGCAUCUCGUUGGACGAUUUCAAUAAAAACCUCGGGGAAAGAGACGAUUCUUGCUACAUGGUCAAUGCCAAUACGUCCAUGUGGGUAGACAUGUCCAAACUGGAGGGGCAGAAGUUUCGGCCUUUUCGCAGAUCAUUCCGUAUUAUCACCGCCGAUGGCGAACCACGUUGGGUUUCCCACGACUUUGAACAAGAUAAGGAUUUAUUUUAUGCCGUGUUGGAGGCGUAUGGCAACGAGGAAAACGAGGACGACAUUCUCGAUGUUAUUUUAUCUGAUCGCGAGGACAGGUCAUUACCGUUAAUCGGUCAUUAUUCUGCUGCCGAGUAUACCGAGGACGAAGGCUUUUCAUUUGAUAUGGUUGUAAGCAAGAGCGCUUCUGUUAGUCGUAGGCAGAGCAUGGUCGGUAAUGGACGGAUGAGCGGACGAUUUAACCCUCAGUCACUUACAAAGUCGUUGAAUCGGUUGGCUGCGCGUGGAUGGAUGAGUGGAGAUGAUGGAAUACCAUAA